UUGACAGUGCUGCUAUCAGAGUAGUGUGUUCCUGGAAAGUGUGUGGAUCUUUAUUUAAUUUAGGGCUUUCUCACUUUGUAGUUGUUAUUUGGCUUCGUUAGAAUAGAUGUGUUGCUGAAGGAGAUGCGGGGCGGGACGGAUUCUUAACUGGACGUGUAAAAACGCUGCGAUUUCUCCCGUCCGGUUGUUAUGGAGCAGCCACCAGGGAGCAUAAAUGAUCUACAGCCUCAAGACCUCUCCACUUCCUGCAUCCCCACUGUGAUCGACCUGACCAGGAAAGGGGAGGAAUGUGUCCGCAACUCCACGGCGACUCUUGAUGCCUUGCGGGUGGUCAGGAGUCCCGGCUGGUUCCCAAACUCUGGGAACAGCAACCCUGGAUUACAGGGAUUCUCAGAGACCAGCUCCUCGGACAUCGCACACCAAUCAGGGGAUCAAAUUCAGCCAGACAAUGCCUUCUCGCACACUACAGUCACCCUCUCCUACGUGAGCAGGUCUCACGUCUUCUCCGUUCAGGACACCCUAUCUCAGCACUCGCCUCUGUACAGUGUGCCGCCUAUCAGCAAGUUCUCCCUCCACCCUCCUUGUGACACAGAUAAAGGGCUUGGGGAGACCGGCUAUGCAUUGAACCAGCAUUACUUGGAGCAGGCUGAGAGGCCUGUGGACCUCGCCACACAGACAGAACUUUUUCAGUCAUUGUCUCAGGCUCAAGGGGGACUAGAGAACAAUGUGGGCAGAACACAGGACUCUCAUGAGUGUAACAGUGGAGUCACUUUCAGUGAUGGGGAUGUAGAAAAGCCGCUACAGGGCAAAGAGGACCACAGCCUUACUUAUGAAAACAGUCAGAGUUUAGAUAAUUGUAAUUCAGGGGCAUGUGCCGAAUCCUCACCUGAGCCUGUCGCCCCUGUCACAGGGAAGGAAGAGGAGAAAGGGGCCUCUGAGGUGCUCUUUCUUAUGUAUAAGAAACCAGACCAACUGGUUGCCUCAGACAGUGCAGGUGCCAGAGACCUGUGUUCACUAAGCAGGGAGUACAUAAGUCCUCUGGAGGACCCCGUUUCCCCCUCUGCUACCUCACUGGAUGAUGUGGAGGAUGUAUUUGUGUUGCCUCAGGCCUCAAGCUCACCCAGCGGCGACAACUCUUAUCUUGAGACAGCUGAGGGCGUCUUGUGUGAUAGCUUGAGUACAGAAGGGGCCAGUCAGCCAAGCUCUGGCACCAGUGACGGCGCCACAAGGUUGGAUUCAAGUGAUGAAAAUAAAGAGCCAGGCCAUAGAAGAAAGCCUGUCCUGGAGCCUUUGAUCGACUUGACUGAUUUUUGUGGAGCAGAGGUUUCUGAAAACGAUCACACGACUGUUGUUCCUCACAUGAAUGGGAGCGCAAAGGCACUAGAGAGAAGUCUGAAAAAAAAGAGGCUGCCAGCACGUUCUGGUAGAGGGACGCGACUAGAGGCCAUAGUUAUGAACAUAAAUUCAAGCAGGUAUAAAGUAUCAGGAUGCAUACGCACCAGUAACAAAGCUAAUGCUUCCCAGUCAACAUCCAGUGAUUCCACCUUAUCCACAUCUAAGAGAAAAGACUCUGUGUUAGCAGGUAAAAGGAAAGGCAGCGUGAAAGUAUCUUUCUCAGCAAAACUAACAAAACAGAAAGCAGUAACCCCGCUGAAAAGGUGUAAAUCCAAUAACCUGAAUACUGACAGCUGCAAAGACUCUACCUCUGAUUCAGAAAUGAUCAGUAAUUCUAAAAACCUACAGCGCAGCGCACCUCCAAAAAGCCCCAGGUCUGCUUCACAGAGAGAGACUGCAAAGAGAGAACCGGUGAAUGUUUCCCAUCCUGUGCACCCACCACAAACUGCCCCUGUGAAGUCAAAGAGGAAAACCUCCCCACAGUCAAGUCCUCAGUUUGCUGUGCAUAAGAAUUCAAAGAAGGAGCCUGAGCUGCUUCCUCAGCCUGACCACUCAGUGGACAUUCAGGUGGCGAGAUUUUCACCACCAUCAAAAUCUCCAAAGAAAAACCAAGGCAAAGCCAAAAGCAGAUCUUCUGGUAGCAAAACGUCUCCCAGUGCCAAGACGAAGGCUGCUCACACUCCCAAAAGAAGGCGAAAGAAACACAAACGGGGUCAGUCGUCGUCCAUGUUUUCCCCCAAAGAGCCUGAGAUCAAGCUCAAGUAUGUCAACUACAAGGAGGACAAAAGGGAUUCGAGGCCAGACAGUUUCUCUCCGUUUAUCCACGUGGAGCGUCAGCAGUCGUCGCCGUCACUGUGUACUGUGAUCAAUUACCCCGAGGAGGUAAGGGCGCAGCACAAGAAGGGCCCGCAGCAGCAGCAGGCUAAUACCAGCGGCUUCAUUUCCGCACUUGUACCCAGCACUUCCUGUCUGCAGCUGGGCCGGGUGUCCACUCGUGGUCAGCACCAGCGCCCUCUCAUCUGCUGCCUGUGUGGGCAGUCGGCCAAUGCCAUGGACUUGGGGGACCUCCACGGCCCCUACUACCCUGAGGGGUACCAGCCGAGCACCAAAACACCAGCCAGCACUUUAGGCCUCAAAGAGGAUGACUACAGUGAUUCAGACUCUUCUUCCUGCAGCAUUAGGGGUAGGGGGAGGAAGUGUGCUGCUGCUCCCGCUCCACGGGCCCUUAGGCCAGGAGCUCAGCUGAAGAAGAGGGGUCUCUUGGAGAACCACAGACGGACCGGCAGCAGCAGCUCGGGUAGCCCUGCGGCAAAGCGAGCACGGUCAGAUGCUAGCUCUGCAGCUGUGGAGGACUGGUAUAGCCCCCCUGUGUUGCUCCUAGAGCCUUGUGAAUACUGGCUCCAUGAAGAUUGCGGCAUCUGGUCUGCAGGCGUGUUCCUCGUGAAGGGCAAAGUGUACGGCCUGGAGGAGGCCGUCAAAGUGGCCCAGGAGACGGUGUGUUCAGCGUGCCAUGACCCAGGUGCUGUGCUGGGCUGCUUCUUUAAAGGUUGUCCCAACAAGUACCACUACAGGUGUGCUCUGGAGUCAGCAGACUGUGUUCUCAUUGAAGAAAAUUUCUCCAUGAAGUGUAAGAAGCACAAGAACAAGACAUUCAAAGCCUCCUUCAGGGAACAGAUGGGACGAAAGGUGACAGAAACCUCAUGAGGUCAAAGAUUCACCUGCAGCGUCCCGCAGGCCUUCCCUCCACCUCUGCUGGUAAUCAUGGCAACACUGGACCAGGGCUGUUCUGACUGACCGCUAACACCCGCAAACCUUAACUUCACCCUCUGCCCUUCAACUGCACUGUUAACCCCCCCCUCCCGCUGGGCACCGGGGCUGGAGGACCCCAGUCACCGAAGCCUCCCUCAGUCCAGUCUGACGGUACUCAUCAGCCAACACCCCCCCCACGGACUGAGGAGGACCGUUCUUGAAGUAACAUGCUGAAUUUGUCAUUUGUGUAGUUAUUUAUAUGGGAUUUUUUUUUCCUUUUCCUGAAUUAAAUAUGAAUAACAAUCAAAGAUAUUUAAUUUUUUAAAGAUUUUCUAAGUAUUUGAUUAUAUUUGGUUUAUUUAUUCUCUUAUUGGCUUCUUUAGCAGUCGUCAAAGAGGUUGGAUUGUGUGUUGUUUUUAAGUUAUUGCUAAAGCAGUUUGAUGUUGAAAUAAAAAGCCAGUCGAGGAGAUUUGGGGACAGAAAGAAGGGGCUGGUGGAUCAAGCUGGUACCCUCACAGAGCAAAGGUACCUGAUUAUCAUCAACGCAGCGGGUUCUGGAUUUAAUGCAGCACCUUGUUGGAUAAUUUUUUUUUUUUUUUUGUUUCCAGUGCAUAUUCACCCAGCUGAUGUUACUGAGUGAGCUGAGGAGCGUGUAUGUAUUUGAAUGUAUUUUCACAGGAAGCACUUUGGCCCUCUGCUGCAGUAUUAUUGUCUCCUUGACUGCUGCCUCUGAACUUUGUUUGCUCCAGGCUCUCUCAUCUGGCUCUUUGAGGCUCACAGGUCACCUUUUGAACUUAAAAUAGCUGCAUGUAACUGCUACAGUGCGACCAUGAGGGUAUUUUUUAUUUAAUUUAAUUUAAUGUGGCUCAAAGCACUUCGGCCUCCCACUUUGGGCUGAGCAUUGUGUUUGCCUGUAUGGCCCUUAAAUCAGUUUGGAUCUUAAUAAAACUUCAGUGUGAAUUGUUAAACGCCCUGUUAGGAGUAAAGGAAAUCCUUUCAGAGCAGCUCACUGCUUUUGGAUUUCUUUCUUCAUCACCUCAGCAAUCCCCCUUAGAAUACACAGGACCACUAAGCUGCUCUUUUGACUUCAGAGUCAGUCAAGACUCAACAAGGAGGUGUAACAGUCACUUCAGUGCUCACAGACAGGAUCUUUGGUUUUCAUCAGUCGUAAACUCAGUAGGAAUGGCUGUACUUGUAUUAAGCUCCCUGAUGUCUUGACUUGGGCCUGUGUGGUGCAUUUGAAGAAGCCUUAUCUGACUUACCAGAGGUAAAUGGAGUUUGCGUUCCUUCACCAGCUUGUGGUGCAACGACAAAUCAGUGGAUGUACUGCACACGGUGUUCCUGAGGGCAGCUUGCAUGCACUUUUCUGCUGCAGACUUUUAGUAAUAGCAGACAUGCUGGGUCUCCUCCUAAUGAGCUUUCCGACUGCACAGGUACUCACCUGCUCUCUGGGACUGGUUCGAACCUCAUGCUGAGAUUAGUUCCCAGUGUGUUUGUACCUGUUGAAUGAGUCGUGAACGUCGCCCUUCCUGUUUUUGUUUUUUUGCUUGUUUUAGAGAGAAAGUCUUUGUGAUCAGUGUUGUUAAAGUCUCUGUACUUCUCCUUAGCGCCAUUAGGAGCAGCAUUGUGCUGUGUGAGGCCCAUUUUAGCCAUUUCUCGAUGUCGACAGACGUCCACACAGAGGCAGCUGAAGGCUUUGUCUGCUUAGUGUCUCACCAGCAGCAGCAGGAUUCAACACACACACACACCCAAAUCUCCUUACCCUGAAAACAGUGUCUGUUCCAUUUGUGCCAUCUUCCUGUUUUUGCCGUUUUUAUAUUUUGUUGCAAUGAAUUGAUGGACUUUUUUUAAUCAACCUUUUUUAAAUGAGCAGGUGUGUCGCUGAGCCUGAUUUUUCUUUUGUUUGGUUGUUUUUGUCAGUUUCAAGCACUUGUACCAAAUAGAGAUUUUUGGAAUAUGUUUUAUUCUUAGAAUCUUACAAAAUGUUUGGAUUUUUUUUUAAAUUCUGUUGUAUGUGUGUUAACCUCAGGGCUGAAUCUCAGAUGCGUUUUAUAUUUGUUUCCUUCUCUUGUGUCAACCCCACAUUGACUGGAGCAAUGAUACACGUAGCAGGAUGUGCUCAUCUCCUCGGCUGUAACGCCUUUUUUGUUCUGUCUCGGUUACACGCUACCAUCACAUUCCAGCUCCACCUCCACGUGUCGUCAGUGAUGCGGCGGUUUCUUUUACUUAUCUCUUAGGACGUGGACCGCCAGCGUCACUGUCACACUUUUGUCGUCGUCUUAUUUUGUGGUAACUUUUUUUUUGUAUUGUAUUGUCCACCUGUUGGAGCAUCAGAGGUCAUGUAAUUGUUUAAAAAUAAAUAUUUUGUUC
Archocentrus centrarchus (flier cichlid) is the source of this 5514-nucleotide messenger RNA. Its product is annotated as transcription factor 20. The transcript has 6 exons. NCBI's taxonomy places the organism in Eukaryota, Metazoa, Chordata, Actinopteri, Cichliformes, Cichlidae. The coding region runs from base 190 to 3099 and encodes 969 amino acids. Gene Ontology annotation, cellular component: nucleus. Gene Ontology annotation, biological process: regulation of transcription by RNA polymerase II. The record is from RefSeq and is a predicted model, not a curated record.